Messenger RNA from Sinocyclocheilus grahami, 1081 nucleotides. RefSeq names its product dnaJ homolog subfamily B member 9-like. Gene Ontology annotation, molecular function: protein-folding chaperone binding; misfolded protein binding. The record is from RefSeq and is a predicted model, not a curated record. Lineage: Eukaryota; Metazoa; Chordata; Actinopteri; Cypriniformes; Cyprinidae. Gene Ontology annotation, biological process: ERAD pathway. The transcript has 3 exons. The coding region runs from base 125 to 766 and encodes 213 amino acids. Gene Ontology annotation, cellular component: endoplasmic reticulum.
CCAAUCGCGUUGCGAGUCGUGGUGCAGUAACUUUAGCGCUGUCACAGCGUUCUGAAAAACGAUCAGCGGUGCUGCGGUUCAUGUCACUUUGGGACAGAAAGCUGCAGCGGGUCUGAUCACAGGCAUGGCAACAGCUCAGUCAGUGUUCACUGUGGUUGUGAGCAUUCUUUUCAUCACAGAGCUGAUUCUGGCCGAGAAAGACUACUACGAGAUCCUGGGUGUACCCAAAGAUGCAUCUGACCGGCAGAUCAAAAAAGCUUUCCAUAAAUUAGCCAUGAGGUAUCACCCUGAUAAAAACAAAAGCCCUGACGCUGAGGCAAAGUUCAGAGAGAUCGCUGAGGCAUAUGAAACAUUAUCAGAUGACAAUCGGAGAAAGGAGUACGAUCAGAUGAGGAGCAGUCCGUUCUCCAGAGAGAGUCCAAGAGGAGGCGGUGACCACUUCCGUCAACAUUUUAGCUUCAACUUCGAUGAUAUAUUCAGAGACUCUGACAUGUUUGGAAACAAUCCUCAUUUGCAUAAUAAAAGACAUUUCGAGAGCCACUUUCAGGCCCACGAAGAAGCACGUAACAGGCACAGGAGGCACUUCCAGCACUCUUUCGGUGGUGGCAUAUUUGAUGAUAUGUUUGAGGAUAUGGAGAGGAUGUUCUCGUUUAAUGGACACCAGACUCGGACUAAGAGCAGGUUUCAUGGUUCCAGCAGGCAGCACUGUAGGACUGUCACACAGCGAAGGGGCAACAUGGUUACAACACACACAGACUGCUCUUGAGUUAAUGUGCACAUGGGAAUGUCUUUUGGUUGUGUUGACUGAAACUGUAAUUAAUUCUGUUGUGCUUUUUUGUGUUUUGGAUCAGUUCUGAUGACCUCUAUAAAAUCGUCUGCAAGAAUCACACAUUUUUUUGGGCAUAACAUCCUCCGUUUAGGGAUCCUAAGUCUGACUUUAUACAAAAUUCACCAUCCACAACAUAUUAAUAGUUAUCAACAGUUAACAUUAACAUGUAUUCACUGUGAACACGAUGACCUCAUAUGGCAAAAAAAAAAACAUUUUCAGAUAUAUUUUAAAUAUAUUUCAAAAUAUAUAAAA